ACCCCUGCUAAAUGCAUACCUUGUGCCGGGCUCCGGUAGAGACACGUAGUAAUAUCCGCUCUAGCCUUCCGACCUAGCCCUCCGGAGAGGUCUCAGAACCAGCACACAAUAGCGGGCCAAUGUGCAGUUAGCUAGGGCAGAGAGGGGACCAUCCGGGUGUGGCCGAUUGGAAAGGCUCAGAAGUUAGAUAAUUGGAGAAGAGAAAGAACUCUAGAAGAGCUUUCUAGACAAAGUGCCUGAAGCCGGAAGCACUUCAAGAAGUUGAAAGCAAACUAAUCUAGCAGAAAGCCAAGAGUCUUCGCUGCACGUCUCCUGGGCCGCCGACCUGAUCCUCCUUCACCCUUGUUCAUCUCGGCUCUUCUGUUGACAGCAUGGAUGUGGAGGAGGAUGACUUGUGUCUGCUGACAUCUCUGCUGGAGGAGAGCGAGGCAGCCUUGCCCUGUAGUUCAGGAGAGAAUAAGUCCUUGUCUCUGGAAGAUGGCGGCGACCCAGAUGAAUUUGAUGAGCUUUUUGAUGCUGAUGGUGACGGUGAAUCUUACACAGAAGAGGCUGACAGCGAAGAGGGAAAGACCGGAAACCAGGAGGAGUGCUUGGCCACUCUCUUUGGCGAUGUGGAGGACUUAACAGAUGAUGAAGUUCCUACAUCACAGGUUGACAGCAGCGUCCCCCCUGCUCCUGCGCCCAGACAGGAGAAAACCAAUCAGGAGUUGCAAGAUGAAUUAAAGAAGUUGCAAGAGCAAAUGAAAUCCUUACAGGAACAGCUAAAAGCUGCAUCAAUUAAACAGCCGCCUCUGUGCACGGCCCCUUUGAAGGAACCGCCUGGUGCCUCUCUGCAGCCCCCACGUAAGGAGAAGAAAAUUCGGAGAAUUCAGGAGUCAGCGUGCUUUUCUGCAGAGCUCGAUGCCCCCGCUUUACCCAGAGCCAAGCGGGUGGCACGGACGCCAAAGACUCCUGCAGAGCCAUCUUCAAGGAUCAGCACACCCUCACAGCCACUACAGCUUACUUCCAGUUUUCUAGCCCCGAAAAGCUCCUCUUCAGGGUCGGCAAGCCCGCCCUCACCUCAAGCUGUUCCUGGAAACAGACGCAGUGGGAUGACUGGACAUCAAAGCAGGGCGACCCCGGGGACUUCUGGGGAGCGGCCCCCGCAGGUUUCCCAGGUCUCUGUGGAAGCCUUCUCAGGCCUACGCCUCAGGCGACCUCGAGUCUCCUCCACAGAAAUGAACAGGAAGAUGACAGGCCGGAAACUGAUCCGACUGUCUCAGAUCAAGGAGAAGAUGGCAACUGAGAACCUGGAAGAGAAGGACUGGGUGACAUUUGGGGUUAUUCUGAGGAAGGUCACUCCACAGAGCGCUAACAGUGGGAAGACGUUUAGCAUCUGGAAACUGAACGACCUUCGAGACCUGACUCAGUGUGUGUCCUUGUUCUUGUUUGGAGACGUCCACAAAGAUCUCUGGAAGACGGAGCAGGGGACUGUCGUAGGAUUGCUCAACGCCAAUCCCAUGAAGCCCAAAGAUGGCUCGGCCGAGGUGUGCUUAUCUAUUGAUCAUCCCCAAAAAGUCUUAAUUAUGGGAGAAGCCAUGGACCUGGGAACCUGUAAAGCUAAGAAGAAGAACGGAGAGCCGUGUACACAAACCGUCAACUUGCACGACUGUGAAUACUGCCAGUAUCACAUCCAGGCCCAGUACAGGAAGCUCAGCGCCAAGCGCUCCGACCUGCAGUCCACUUUCUCUGGGGGACGAAUUCCAAAGAAGUUCCGCAAAGGCACCAGCCUGAAGGAGCGGCUGUGUCAAGAUGGCUUCUACUACGGCGGCGUAUCUUCCGAAUCCUUUGCAGCAUCCAUGGUGGCAGCCACUGCUCCUAAGAAGAAGGUUCAAACCACGCUGACCAAUCUGGUUGUGAGGGGCACAAACUCAAUCAUCCAGGAAACAAAACAAAAACUUGGAAUUCCCCAGAAGAGCUUGUCUUGCUCUGAGGAGUUCAGGGAACUGAUGGCCCUACCCACAUUUGGAGCCAGAAACUUACAAAAGCAUUUAGCCAGAGCCAAGUCUUCAGGGAGCCCCAAACCUGCCAUCCAAUCCAUCUCAGCGUCAGCCCUCUUGAAGCAGCAGAAACAACAGAUGCUGGAAAUGCGGAAGAGGAGAUCAGAAGAAAUGCAGAAGCGAUUCCUCCAAAGCACAAGUGAAGUCCAGAGCCCAGCAGUACCGUCUUCCUCUCAACAGGCUGCCGCCCAGUCUCCUCGAACUGGGGCUGAGUUCCCCAGGCUGGAAGGAACCGCAUCCCCACGGAUGCCCCAGCUGGGCAGAGGCAUCUCAGAAGGGGACGAUGUUCUCUUCUUUGAUGAAUCACCACCACCAAGACCAAAACUGAGCGCAGCAGCAGAAGCUAAAAAGUUAGCUGCUAUUGCAAAAUUAAGGGCAAAGGGCCAGAUUCUUACAAAAAUAGACCCAAACAAUAUUAUAAGGAAGCCAGUGGACGCCCGAGCCGCGCUGGGAGUGAAGGAGCGUGCGGAGAACAGUGGCACAGUUUCUCCUGAAGAUGAACUGGAGCCUGCCAGGAAGAAAAGGCGAGAGCAGCUGGCCUACUUAGAGUCAGAGGAAUUUCAGAAAAUUCUGAAAGCAAAGUCCAAGCACACAGACAUCCUGAAGGAGGCCGAGGCUGAGCUACAGGAAUCCUAUUUUGAGCCACUAGUGAAAAAAGAACAAAUGGAAGAAAAGAUGAGAGCCACCCGCGAAGUGAAGUGCCGAGUGGUGACGUGCAGGACGUGCACCUAUACCCACUUCAAGCCUCUGGAGACCUGCGUCAGCGAGCAGCAUAGCCUCCACUGGCAUGACGGCAUCAAGAGGUUUUUCAAAUGUCCUUGUGGAAACAGGACUAUCUCCCUGGACAAGCUCCCAAAUAAACAUUGUCGUAACUGUGGCCUCUACAAGUGGGAACGGGAUGGGAUGCUAAAGGAGAAGACUGGUCCAAAGAUAGGAGGCGAAACCCUGCUGCCUAGAGGAGAAGAGCACGCCAAGUUCCUCAACAGCCUUAAAUGAGUCUCUCAGCCUCGCCCAGCUGGCCGUGGUGCUGUGGCUCUGUGCUGUGCCUUUUCCUGGUUGACACUGUGAGAAAGAAGUGCUUAGUAAUCCCAGGGCCUACUCCCUUUCCUCCGUGCUGGCCUGACACCAUAGUUAACAUUCGUGUGCACCUGGGAAACCAGGCCCUGCGGCCUUUCCUCAACUCGCAGAUGCCUGCUGUACAGCAGCCACACAGAUUUUUGUCCCAGAACUGAAAGGCGACUCAGAACCUUUGCCUCUGGGUCUCCUUCAAGCAUUAAUGGGGACACUGAGAGACCGAAGAGCUAAUGUGCAUGGUUAUCACCCACUUGCACACGCGGUCCUUAUGUGGAAAUGAAGCCCCGGCUGCAUGUCUGACAUCGCAGCACUCGGGUUCUGGAUGAUGGAUGCCGCUGCUGCUUGUGUUGUCCGGACGUGCUGACAUCGAAUGCCACAUUCUUUCCGUCUGGUAUACUGUGAUUUCAGCCUUUUCUUUGAAAUGAAGUCACUGAGCCAAUUUGUGACCGAGUCCUUUCAUAUAGAGAAGGAAGUGUUUCUCCUACAGCACUGUGGGACUCAGAAACUCCUAAGCUCUCAUCGCCUUUAGUGUGGGUUUAUUUAAAAUAAAGUUUGAUGCUCCUAAUAAAAGCAGAUAUGCAACUUGAGAAGAUGUAAAACGUGACUCAGAAACCAACUGUACGGACAGAAUCUCAAGGACUUUGGGUAGGGUUACAGGUAUAUUUAUUAUUAAAUGUGUCAAGAACCCUAAAUCAACACAUACAUAGCUAAUCACAGUAAACAUUUAGUUCUCCAGAUUAGACUAGUUGGACAAACUAUUUUCACACAGUAUUUGGUCCACGUGAAUGCUGGUACUGUCUAAGUGUAAGAUAACGGCAGGACCAUUAUCCUGGAGUCUGAACUCUAGCUAGACAUGUUUGGGUUCUGUCCCAGACAGCAUGUUGAGAGGGUAAAAGCAGUUAUCGGCUUCCAAGAGCCAAAGGAACAGUCGCGUGGCCGGGCCGGCCUCCAGCUUUGUGUCUGCUCUCUGGGCUGAAGGAGCUGACCACUGUGGUCCCUGAAUCCCUGGAGGUCUGACCACCAUUUUAUAGGGGUGUUUGUGCUUACAUGGGGUUUUGGCUUUGGUUUCUAACUCAGCUAAGAAAAAAAAAGUGUUUAUUAGUAAGAACCAAAGGUUCUUAAAACUAAUCUGAAAAGAGAUGUGUGUGAAGUGAGCAGCGCAGAUAUGUAGAUCAGGAAGAGCAGACUGCUCUCAGAGCUCCUGCGCUGUGUGGGAAACGCGUUCUUGUCUGCUGGGUCUUGGCCGUCUAUAAGAUGUUCAGAUGCUCACAAAGCUCUGAGACCUGAGUAUGGCUGCCUUCGUUCUUUUACAUUUUAAUUUCUAAAUAACUACACACAGUGGAAGCCCUUAUACUCUCACGGACACUGAGAGGUUGGAUUUGUGUGCAUUGUGUGUGUGGUUUCCAGAAUAUUCAGGGGUGAGAACGGGUGGAGGGAACUACCCGAGAGCCUUGAAAAUAUUCAUUAAUGGACUUAACCUUUGAAUCCUUCCUUUUAGUGAUUUUACGAGCAAUUAAAUAGUUCCAUGCAAAUCCA
Molecule: messenger RNA, 4649 nt
Organism: Apodemus sylvaticus (European woodmouse)
Lineage: Eukaryota; Metazoa; Chordata; Mammalia; Rodentia; Muridae
Gene: Mcm10
Product: minichromosome maintenance 10 replication initiation factor
Exons: 20
Coding region: 372-3035 (887 amino acids)
Biological process (GO): DNA replication; DNA replication initiation
Cellular component (GO): replication fork protection complex; nucleus
Molecular function (GO): single-stranded DNA binding; DNA replication origin binding
Source: RefSeq, a predicted model, not a curated record